GCGCAGAUCAGGAAAGUAUCGAGCUCGUGUUCAUACCGUCUGUCUUUCCUGUCCAACUGACUAGGUUGAGCCACGUGCAUGCGUUAGCUAUUCCACUACUUGUUUCAAACGUCCAGUACCUCGUGUUUCUCUGAAACACACAACAGCACCAUGGUGAAGUUAGCGAAGGCAGCAAAUAAACCAGCGACUCAGAAGAAAAAGGCCCCUCCACCACCUAAAGAAGUGGAGGAGGAAUCCAGUGAAGAGGACAGCAGUGAUGAAGAGGAGACUCCUCCACCUAAAGUGGUGAAAAAAGUUGCUACACCAGCUGUUAAAAAUGGCACUGCUGCCAAAAAAGCAGAAAGUUCAGAUGAUGACGACGAGGAUGAUUCUGAAGAGUCUGAAGAGGAAGCCCCACCACCAAAGAAGACCCCUGCAAAACCAGUUAAGCCCACACCAGUCAAGGCUGCUCCAGCAAAGGCUGAAGAGUCGGAUGAUGACGACGAUGAUGAUGAUGAUGAUGAGUCAGAGGAAGAAGCCCCACCACCUAAGAAAGCAGCUAAACCUGCUGCCAAACCCCCAGUGAAGGCUCCACCUGCUAAAGAAGAGUCCUCAGAUGAAGAUGACGAUGAUGAUGAUGAUGACGACGAUGAUGAUUCAGAAGAAGAGGCCCCACCACCCAAAAAGGCUGCUCCUGCUGCAAAACCAGCUGCUAAGCCCCCAGCAAAAGCCAAACCUGCUAAAGAAGAGUCAUCUGAAGAUGAUGAUGACGAUGAAGAUGACUCUGAGGAGGAGAUGGAUACCACUCCAGCCCCAGCUGCAGCAAAGGCAAAGAAGGCAGGCAUGGUAAAGGCCAAGGAGGAGUCGGAGGAGGAGGAGGAUGACGACGACGAUGAUGAUGACGAAGAUGAUGAUGAUGAUGAAGAGGAGGAAGAGGCCGAUGUUCCAGUGACCCCUGGUAAAAGGAAGGCAGAGACCAAGAAGGACACACCACCUGCCAAGAAGGCCAAGUCAGAUGGUGAAGGAUUUUCUAUAUUUAUUGGAAACUUGAACUCUAACAAGGACUUCGAUGAAAUCAAAUCAUCUCUAAGGAAAUUCUUCUCAAAGAACAGCCUUGAAGUUGCAGAUGUCCGGUUAGGUGCUUCCAAGAGAUUUGGCUAUGUGGAAUUUUCAUCAGAAGAUGACAUGCAGAAGGCACUGGAGCUAAAUGGCAAGAAGGUCAUGGGUCAGGAAGUGAAGCUGGAGAAAGCCCGCAGCAAGGAGAACUCACAAGAGGGCAAGAAAGAGAGGGAUGCACGGACCCUGUUUGUGAAAAACCUUCCAUUUUCUGCAACGGUUGAUGAUCUCAAAGAAGUAUUUGAACAUGCUGUAGAUGUCAGGUUACCUGCAGGCCAGAAUGGAUCAAACAGAGGUAUUGCUUACAUAGAGUUCAAAACUGAAGCUGAGGCGGAGAAGAUGUUGGAAGAGGCCCAGGGAACUGAUGUACAGGGGAGGUGCAUCAUUGUCGACUUUGUAGGAGAAAAGAGCCAAAAAGGGGCUAAGGUGGCAGCUGUAGCAGCAGCGGGAGCAGUCAGUAAAACACUGGUGGUGAAUAAUCUCGCCUUCAGUGCCACAGAGGACGCCCUUCAGUCCACAUUUGAAAAGGCUGUUUCUAUAAGGAUUCCCCAGAGGGAUGGCCGACCUAAAGGGUUUGCUUUUGUAGAGUUUGAGAGUACAGAUGAUGCUAAGGAAGCCUUGGAAAACCUGAACAACACAGAAAUUGAAGGGCGGUCAAUCAGACUGGAGUACAGCCAAAGCGGUGGUGGCCGAGGGGACGGUGGCAGAGGAAACUCAGGUCCAACAAAAACUCUUUUCGUCAGGGGUCUCUCUGAGGACACAACAGACCAGACUCUGAGGGAAUCAUUUGAGGGUGCUGUGGCAGCUAGGAUAGUUACAGAUAGAGACACAGGGUCAUCGAAAGGAUUCGGCUUUGUAGACUUUGACAGCGAAGAGGACUGCAAGGCAGCCAAGGAGGCCAUGGAGGAUGGAGAGAUCGACGGCAGCAAGGUAACCCUCGACUAUGCCAAGCCAAAGGGUGAAGGCGGUUUCCGUGGGGGCCGAGGCGGCGGUGGAUUUGGCGGCCGCGGUGGCGGCAGAGGUCGUGGUGGGUUCGGUGGCCGUGGUGGUGGUGGUGGCAGAGGAGGACGCGGUGGGUUCGGCGGCCGUGGAGGCGGACGGGGUGGCUUUGGAGGUGGAAGAGGUGGCGGUGGAUUUGGAGCCAAACCCCAGGGGAAGAAGAUAAAGUUUGAUGACUAAAUCCUUAGUCAUUUGUACUUUUGAAUGAACUCUGGUUUAAACAGUUUUCAGAGCUUUUGGACAUUCCAGAAAGCAUCAUUGAUAUAUAUUUAACUUUUACUGGGCAUUUUAGCCCUUUAUUUCAACCCUUUCCACCUUACCCUCCUGUGCCACUAUGGUACUUUAGUCCUUCUCUGCUUAAGUGCUACAUGUGAGUACUGAAUGUCCCGAAUGCAGACCUGCACCUCUCCCUCACAUUAUCUUACUUUCCGAAGGAGUGAAACGGAACGGGUCUGACAAACAAGUUUGCUGUGAAAAACGCGCUCAUCUUUGUCAGAUACAUUGUGUAAAUUUAAAACAGUUUGUAUGAUUUCAUUUUACCUUUUUGUAAAGAAAAUACACGUGUAUCCAUGUUUUUGUUCUUAUUUUGUCAUUUAGUUUGCUUUAGGUGCCAAGUUUUACUGUAAUGUGCAAAACAUAUUUUGAUAGAUCUGAGGCUGAGUUAUAUGUGGCAGUGAUCAUUAUGUCAUAUUCAGUUGGUUGGACACUGUUGGUGUUCGAGUCAGAGGAUGAAAGCCCUCUAAUCUAUGUAACAUAAAAUAUUUGUAGUGCAUCAACUAAUUUUUUCCCAUCCGAGAAUCUCAAGAUUUUCACAAAAUAAAACCUUGUAGGUGGUGAUUUUUAAAUGUU
Molecule: messenger RNA, 2943 nt
Organism: Sphaeramia orbicularis (orbiculate cardinalfish)
Lineage: Eukaryota; Metazoa; Chordata; Actinopteri; Kurtiformes; Apogonidae
Gene: nucleolin
Product: nucleolin
Exons: 16
Coding region: 151-2274 (707 amino acids)
Molecular function (GO): RNA binding
Source: RefSeq, a predicted model, not a curated record